Molecule: messenger RNA, 2834 nt
Organism: Diorhabda carinulata
Lineage: Eukaryota; Metazoa; Arthropoda; Insecta; Coleoptera; Chrysomelidae
Gene: prtp
Product: thioredoxin domain-containing protein 5 homolog
Exons: 5
Coding region: 151-1308 (385 amino acids)
Biological process (GO): protein folding
Cellular component (GO): endoplasmic reticulum
Molecular function (GO): protein disulfide isomerase activity
Source: RefSeq, a predicted model, not a curated record
UAAGAUCUGUCACUGUCAAACAGUAGAUAAGCUAAUAGUAUAAAUUCAUUUUCAUUGUAGUUGUGUUGAUAAAAUUCGCCGGGCUAGAUUUUCUUUAGACAGUUGUCUUUAUUAGUAUAAUUAUUUAAUUCAUAUCGUAUAUUUUUAAACAUGCGUCUUCCAAUUGUAAUAUCAAUAUUUUCACUAGUAGUAAUAAGUGUAGCACAUGAAGAUUUGUAUUCCGUAAAAUAUACUACUGAAAAUUUUUCCCAAGAAGUCGGGAAGAAAAACCACUUUGUAAUGUUCUACGCUCCCUGGUGUGGACAUUGCCAGAAAUUUGCUCCAAAAUGGGAACAAUUAGCUGAAAUGUUAAAUGAGGAUGAGACUAACAACAUCAAAAUUGCCAAAGUUGACUGUACAACUGAUAAUGAAGUUUGUUCUGAACAAGAUAUUACUGGUUAUCCUACUCUUAAAUUUUAUAAAGUAGGGGAUUCUGAAGGAGUACGGUUUAAGGGUACAAGAGAUUUGCCUUCAAUAACAAAUUUCAUAAAUGAACAACUAAGAGAGGGCGACGAAUCUGAUGCAGAGGAAUCCACAAUUAAAGAACCUCAGGCAGUAGGUGGUUUAAUUGAACUUACUGAAGAUACUUUCAACAAACAUGUUGAAACUGGGAAACAUUUUAUUAAAUUUUAUGCUCCUUGGUGUGGACAUUGUCAGAAAUUGGCUCCCACUUGGGAACAACUAGCUAAAUCACUUGAAUUUGAAAAGGAUAUCACCAUUGGAAAAGUAGACUGUACUCAAUAUAGAUCAAUAUGUAAUAAUUUUGAAGUGAAAGGAUAUCCCACAUUAUUAUGGAUUGAAAAUGGGGCAAAAAUCGACAAAUACCAAGGUGAAAGAAGUCACCAUGAACUUAAACAAUAUGUUAAUAAAAUGCUGGGUACCGAACAACAUGAUAAACAACAGGCAUCAGAAGCUACUGAAUCCCAGCUUCCAUCUGGCGAAAUCACUAAUGAUGAUUUCAAAUCUAGCAUCCAAUCAGGAAUUGCUUUUGUAAAAUUUUAUGCCCCUUGGUGUGGACAUUGCAAACGGUUAUCUCCUACUUGGGAUAAUCUUAGAGAAAAGUUCGUUAAUAAUCCUUCCGUUAAAAUUCUCAAAAUUGAUUGUACUUUAGAUGUUAACAAACAGUUGUGCAACGAUGAAGAAGUUGAGGGGUUCCCAAGUUUAUUCUUGUAUAAAGACGGAGAGAAAAUGUCUGAAUACACUGGUUCUAGAAGUUUAGACGAUUUACAUGAUUAUAUAAUGAAGAAUAACAGACACGAUGAGUUGUAAAUGUCUAGAGUAUGGAAGUUUGUUGAUAGAGGUUUAGGAACAUUUUGAGUAUUCUAUAUCAUCAAAACAUAUUGUAAACAUAAAGUUUGUCAACAAAUUGAUUUAUGUAUAUAAGUUUGUGAUUUUUAUUAUUUUAUUACCAUUUAAUUGUUUUAAAAAACCAUAUAAUCUGAAAUAAAUAAAAAAUUUAAAAUACUUUUAUCAUCAUUUAUUAGUACAAAAAAUAGAAGAUAAUGAUAAAGUUUAUUUGUUUUCUAAAUUGCACUGAAAAAAAUGGAAAACUAUUUUGCGGACAAUAACAUGGGUGUUGUCAGGUUUUCAAGCAACAAAGGCAACAGAUCAUAGUAAAGCAUAUAGACAGUAGUUUUCAGUAAAAAAAGUAGCAUGAUCUUUAUCCCCCAAAGAUGUGACAACUAUCACAAGAACAUAAAUGACAUCAGUUCAAACUGUGCGUUGAGGUACAUCCUGAUUCCUCAAAGAUGUGUCAAUUAUUGAAACAGAUAGUGACACCUAUCAAAAUUGUUACUUGGAAAGCCAAUUGACAUUAAAAAUUGUAAACGUUUGCUACAUAAUGCAUAAAGUUGCCUUGAACGCUACACAUUUGAACAGAUAAAAACGAUAUGGCAUAUUGAGAAUAAAAGUGACCUAAUGCGAAACUAUUACAUUAAAAAAAUUCAAUAGGUCACUUGAGUACUGGAGAAAUGUAAAUACUAAAUGAAAGACACAGAUAUCUUAGAACCUUACCAAGAGGAAAUAAGUCAGUUUUAGAAUUUUUAAGUGGUAAAGUAUCAAUUCGGCUUCUGUAAACAUAUAUUAACUGGGGAUCUUCUGGACUAUUUCACCAACAUAUGGACUGAAGCUAUAGAGAAAUAUGGGGAAUCCAAAGCAAUCGCACUAGAAGUCUUUUGAUAGGCUCUGGCACGCCAACCUUUGAAAUAAAUUAAGAUUGUAUGGCUUGUCACCCUCACUUAUUGACUAGCAUAGUAGCUUUUUCAAAGACUGACCAAUCUAGGUCACUAUGGACACCUCAGGAAAGGUUGAAGUCAACGCUGAUGUUUUCUAGAAAUGCAUCUUGUCACAUCUCUUUAUCCAGUACAUGAACAAAACUGCAAACCCGAUCUAUAGCUUCGCCCACGAUAGCACACUAGUAUCGUCGUUCAAAUAAAUCGCCCCAAUAAACUCUGCUAACACCCAAAUCCUAGUCAGCAACAAAUCACCACCAUCAAUUCUGAUCUUGAACACAUUCUGGGGUUGGUUGGAAGCAAUAUGAUUGAGUUUAAUACAGAAAAAACCCAGAAUGUUGUUUUUUCAAAUGCUGACCCUGCAGCUCAGGAUGUGGUCCUGUCUGGACAUAAAAUAUCACCACCACUGCAAAGAUGUGGGAAUAAUAUCUCAUAAAAACAGUUAACAAAUAAAUUAUUCAUGCUGGUACCAAUAAUAGUAUAGUAUAGGGGAAGUUUUGUAUCUAGAAAACCAAAAUGAAUUAUUUAAAUGAUGUACUCAAUCAAUAAAAUAAUAAGUGUCAA